Messenger RNA from Peniophora sp. CBMAI 1063, 1152 nucleotides. NCBI's taxonomy places the organism in Eukaryota, Fungi, Basidiomycota, Agaricomycetes, Russulales, Peniophoraceae. The record is from the annotation of a GenBank genome assembly.
AUGGUUCACACCUGUAACAGCAAAGCCAGCGCCGACACAUCUCAAGCGGUACCGGUGCCGAAGGCAGUCGUCGCUAAGCCCGCUGCCACUGCCGCCGCCUCCAAGAGCCCCGCUGCCUCUUCUCACAAGUGUGCCCUCUCUGGCCCCAACGAGAGUAGUCAGCCCGCCAAGAAAAAGCAGCCUGUCACCGCUGAGGAGAGCAGCUCGGAGGACGAGUUUGUUCACGCCCCGCCUCAGAUUCAGCGUCCCAAGAAGUGUAUCACCGCCGACAGCACUGACGACGAGGAUGAGCCCAUGCCUGAGGUCAAGGACGACGACGACGAAGAGGUGCCCGUUGAGAAUGACGAGUUCGAGCUUGACACCGAGCAGCCUGGUUCGAGCAAGACGUUGUCGACGGAGGCGCCGGAGCCGGGUCGCACCAAGACCUACCUCAAGUUGAAGAAACUCCUAGGCAAUGCUAAGGCCGACAAGGUUGGGACGUCGCUGGUCCUUAGGCCUGGUGGCAAGGAGCCCCCGAAGCGUCCCCUCGUGCCCGUCGAAUGGUACAGGCAGAAGAUGCACGAGAAGAAGGCCUUCGUAUCCUCUUCCGAGGAUGAAGCCGAGGGCGCUGUAGCCAACAAGUCAGCCUCUGCGCCAGCGGUAUCAAAGGGCAAGGUGCGCGAGGUCGUCCAGCCUGACGCCAAGUCGGACGGCAAUAUUGUCCAGGCCAGCAAGGACGAGGAAGAUGAGGAGGACGUCCCUCUCCCUGUACAGAAGCCCAAGUGUAAGCUUCCGCCGUUGUGGACUGUGAACGAGACAAAGGUGCCGUCGAACUCGGUGUCUACCAAGAUCACUGGCGGCACGCCCAAGGUUAGCGCUACGCCCAAGAUCAAGGCGGCGCCGGCGGUCAUCAAGAAGACCACACCCGACGUCAAGAUAGCUGCGGUGCGCCAGCCGCUCAAGCUCAAGGUGCCAAAGAAGAGGAAGCCGGACUAUAUCGAGAUUCACGACUUCUCCAAUGAGGCUGACAAGGACGCGGGUGACAACAACGAUGACAAACCUGUAGUCCAGUCUCCCAAAGUCGUCACCCAAAUCAAGACACAAAAACAGGAACAAUACGAAAUCCUUGUUAGCUUCGAGGAGUUCUGGGGUCCCGAGUUGCGGUUGACCUAA